This is a messenger RNA of Parathielavia appendiculata, 1795 nucleotides long. RefSeq names its product cytochrome P450. The record is from RefSeq and is a predicted model, not a curated record. The coding region runs from base 217 to 1554 and encodes 445 amino acids. Gene Ontology annotation, molecular function: heme binding; iron ion binding; monooxygenase activity. NCBI's taxonomy places the organism in Eukaryota, Fungi, Ascomycota, Sordariomycetes, Sordariales, Chaetomiaceae. The transcript has a single exon.
CCAACUCAUCCCAAGUUCUUCAUAAACCUCCGAAAUCUGAAUUGACUUAGUCCGUACAGAUAAACCAACCUUAUACUUGCCAGAGCUUAGCAAAGCUCCUGUAGUACCGUCGUUGCAGUAUAUUAUUUAACCAACAACUGAAGUACACCACCAACGAACAACUGACAUCUCAACUUGUUUUCUUAUCAGUUUCAAACACAUAUCACAUCCAUCUAUAUGGAUUCGCAACAAGCGAGACCGAUGUCACAAGCAAGCAUCUACGACACCUUCCGAGUGUUACGAACGGUGGUGGCCCCAACCCUCGCCAAAGGCGUCAUUAAACGUCGGCCCUGGAUUGAAGCGAUGGCACAGCACCUCGGUCUCGACACAGACGCAGUACAACUCUUGCAGGAGCUGCGGAAGAAAUACGGGAGCGGACCGCUGACUCUGUGGCUUCCCUUCCGAACCCAAGUCGUCCUUCUCGACAGCAAGGACGUCGCCAAUGUGCUCAAUGGAACCCCCAUUCCCUACGGCUCGGCAACCAAGGAAAAGAAGUCCUCUCUGGCGCACUUUGAGCCGAACCACAUUCUAGUAGCCGAGCCCGAACGCCGCGCCCAACUACGACCCGUCCAUGAGCAGGCCCUUGCAACCAGCGAGCGAGUCCACCCGUCUGCGGAUCACUUCCAGCGCGUCAUCAACGAAGAGAUUGGAUUCCUCUUCCCGUCCGCCGAUAAUGAAACCACCCUCGACUGGCCGACUUUUUCGGCCGGCUGGUUCCGCAUCGUCCGUCGCGUCAUCCUCGGCGAUGCCGCCCGUUCCGACGACGAGGUAACAAACCUCCUGGACGACAUCCGCUACCGCGCAAACUGGGGCUUCAUGGCGCCCGCCAACGACACCAAACUCGACGCCGUCCAAUCUCAACUCUCAAAAUACAUCCAAUCUGCCGAGCCAAACAGCCUUGUCUCGCGCCUGCCCAGGGACCCGUCCUCCAAAUCCCCCGACCUCGAAUCCCAAAUCACCCACUGGCUCUUCGCCUUCGAUGCAGUCGGCAUCGCCACAUUCCGCGCCCUGGCGCUCCUAGCCAGCCAUCCGGAUGCGCAAAGCAAGGUCGCAGGCGAAGCUAGCAUCAACAGCAAGUCCGCCGCCCGCCCAUACGCCCGCGCCGUGUUCCUCGAGUCGGUCCGCCUCUGGCCCACAACGCCCGCCAUCUUGCGCGAGCUGAACGAGGAUGCCACGCUCGGCGGGCAGCAGCUGGCCAAGGGCACGGGGGUGGUGAUCUUCGCCCCCUUUUUCCACCGUGACACGGAGAAGUUGGAGUUUGCGGAUGCGCUGGCACCGGAGCAGUGGCUGGGCAAGGAGGGGGAGGUUGACAUGGUCAGGGCGUUGGUGCCGUUUAGUGCCGGCCCGGCUAUCUGUCCUGCGCAUCGCCUUGUGCCGAUGCUAGCGGGGUUAGUCAUGGGUGAGGUCGUUGGAAAGGCAAACGUUGGGUUGGUGGCGCCGGAUUUGGAGUCCGGGAAGCUGCUGCCAGGAACGUUGGACCAUUCCUCGAUACAGUUGAGGUUGGAGAGGCACUGAAAGGGUUUCAGGGGCCUCGGUACAACGUUGUGAGUAUUCUGCUGGGGAUGUGACGGCUUUGUCAGAUAAUGUGGGCGGUUUAUAUGAUGCUACGACUGGAUUGCCCGUUAACACUCUUGUAUAAUCUCUGCAGCUUGGGCAAAUGCGAUGGCUACGCCUUACCAGCGAGUUGCUGGCAGGGUUCGGGCACACCAUUCCUACAUCCGCACAUCAGUUCUAUUUUUUAAGAGGAAUUCAGUGC